AUGGCGCGGUCGGUUCUGUGUCUACUUUUGCUUGCGGCCGCCCAUGUCCAAGGUCGCCAUGAAAAAUAUGAAGGUCAUCAGUUGUACCGAGUGGCGGGACCAGCACAAGAAAUCGGAGCAUUAGAAGCCCAUCUAGACAUCAUAUCAGCGAUUCCUGCAGCUCGUUCCACUUCAGGACAACUUGAAGCCUUAGUCAGACUUGCACAAGAAGAUAAACAAAAAUGGCUUCUAUACUUCGACCAAAAGCAAAUGUCAUACACCAAGAUAGUUGACAAUCUUGCCGAUAUUAUUCGCGAUGAAGAAGCUAAAAUUAAAAGGACAAAGUAUGCCGCAAAACGAAAUGGUAAAUCGAUUAGUUGGGAUACUUACUACGGAUACGAGGAGAUCAACGAUUACCUAGAUGAAUUAGGAGAGCAAUAUCCUGAUAUGGUAACAGUUAUGAAUCCAGGCUUGAGUUACGAAGGUCGUCAGAUCAAAUACGUAAGGAUCUCUACAACGCGAUUCGAGGACUUGAGGAAACCCGUCAUCAUUAUUGAUGCAUGUGUUCACGCACGCGAAUGGAUCACGCCAGCCGUCGCCCUAUACAUUAUUAAUCAACUGGUUGUUGAUAUUGUGGAUAACAAUCUAACUGAAAGGCUCGACUGGGUGAUAAUUCCUCUAGUGAAUCCCGACGGCUACGAAUACUCAAUUACCCAGGACCGCAUGUGGCGUAAGACACGCUCUAAGGCACCCGGUGGUACGGAAGAAUGUCUAGGUGUCGACGGAAAUCGCAACUUCGACCACUACUGGGGUACUAGUGCAGCCAGUGCGGACCCCUGCAGUCUUAUUUACGAAGGACCGGCUCCCUUUUCUGAACCUGAAAUCCGCGUUGUUAGGGAUGUGAUCGUGCAGAAUUUGGACCGAGCUGCAAUGUACAUUUCGUUGCACAGUUAUGGUAGUAUGUUCCUGUAUGCGUGGGGUAACAAUGGUACUUUACCAUCAAAUGGUCUGGCCCUUCACGUGGCUGGUGUGCGAAUGGCAACAGCUAUUGAGGAAUUGGCUCUCGAAAAGGCUGACCCAUACAUCGUUGGCAAUGCAGCUAAUGUCCUAUACAAUACCACUGGUACUUCCAGAGACUGGACUCGAGCUGUUGGCAUUCCUUUCACUUACACACUCGAGCUACCUGGAUACGAAUACGGAUUCCUACUCCCACCGGAAUAUAUCGAACAAAUAGUUAAAGAAACUUGGGAUGGAAUCGCUGCUGGAGCACACUACAUUUUAUCUCUAUAUUAA
Parnassius mnemosyne (clouded apollo) is the source of this 1272-nucleotide messenger RNA. The record is from the annotation of a GenBank genome assembly. NCBI's taxonomy places the organism in Eukaryota, Metazoa, Arthropoda, Insecta, Lepidoptera, Papilionidae.